CAAGGAGCAUGUUGAGGGGCUGCGCUGCUCGUCUGCGCCUGCGCGCCCUCGGGCCCGGUCCGGCGGGCCCCGGGACCGUGUGGAGGUCGUUUUCUUCUGAAAAAGACAUUCAUAAGGACUAUGCUGUCCCCAACCCCACCUGGAGUGAGGACUUAAGACUCCUGUAUGAGCAGUUCAUGAAGAAGUGUGAAGACGGCUCCUGGGAGCGGUUGCCUUCUUAUAGGCAACACCCGGCUGGAGGAUGUUCAGACUUCCAAGCCCGUCAUCUUGACCCCAGCGCUACGAAAGAACUAAAGUCCCGGGCCCGGCUCUUCACCCGAAGCUUUGAGGAUGGCCUGGGCUUCGAGUACGUGAUGUUCUGUAACGAUGCUGAGAAAAGGGUGGUGUGCAUUCUUCAAGGAGGUCCCCACCUGCAAGGAAUGCCUGGACUCUUCCAUGGAGGCGCCAUAUUAACGAUCAUUGACGCAACUGCUGGUAUGUGCGCAAAGAGAAUCGGAAAAGUUGUCCUGACUGCCAACCUCAACGUUAAUUUUAAAAGACCUAUCCCCCUUUGUUCAGUCGUUGUGCUAAAUGCCCAGUUGGAAAAAGCUGAAGGAAGGAAGUUUUUUGUCAGCUGCACUGUCCACAGUGGAGACGGGAGGACCUUACACACGGAGGCCACAAGCUUAUUUAUAAAGCCAGUUCAUAAUGAACAUAAAACAGCUUCUGGUGACUUCCACAACACUCUGUAAGAGGCUCUUCCUCACCCAGAAGUAGCACUGUCUCUGCCUGCCUCGCUCACCGUCCCCGAGACCCCACGACAAGCCUGCCUGACUGAUUCUUCAGGACAGCCUUGGAAAUACUCCUGAGGCUCACUGUCCACCCUCUCAACUUUCUAACAAGGAACAACACUCCCUACAAGAGUAUCAGCAAUCCUGGGAUGUAUCUGAAUAAACAGACCUGUCUCUGGCCACAGUAGGAGACAGCUUGUUCCUGUGGGAAUGGAUGUCUCAGAACCUCUGGGGUUCUAGGAGUUAAACCACUGUGCCAUUUUUAACUCACACUGUGCUAUUUCCUGGACUUUAUCAGCAAUGUAGUCUGUCAUCGCUAGAAGGAGAUGUGGCAGUCAGGUUCGCAUUGCGGACAGAAAUCACCAGACCAAGAGCAGCUUUUGGAGGAAAAAAACGGGUUUAUUUUGGUUUACAGACUCAAGGAGAUGCUCCAUGGUGGCAGGGGAAAAUGAC
Jaculus jaculus (lesser Egyptian jerboa) is the source of this 1223-nucleotide messenger RNA. RefSeq names its product thioesterase superfamily member 4 (gene Them4). NCBI's taxonomy places the organism in Eukaryota, Metazoa, Chordata, Mammalia, Rodentia, Dipodidae. The transcript has 6 exons. Bases 9 to 731 code for a protein of 240 amino acids. The record is from RefSeq and is a predicted model, not a curated record.